CCUCGGCCCCUUCUGUGUGUGUGCGGUGGGUGUGGGGUAUGGGCAGGACUGAAGGCUGGGGAGGAGGGGGGCCAUUCCUGGGUGGCAGCAUGUUGUGAGGUGGUGGCCCCCUGGUGGGGCAGUCAGUGUCACACCUCUGGUCCCAUCAUUCAGGACAUGGAGGUGCGUGUUGGGACCAGGUACUUCCACCCACGUGUUAGUCCUGAGCCCAGGGUAUGUCCUCUCCUUCCCUUACUGACCAGUCAUAUGCAGAUGGCCCUGUGUGCCUGAUGUCAGGGGCAGGGACUGAGGCCCACAUUUCCCCAAGGGGAGGUCCAGGCAGCCCCGGGUGGCACCUCCCAAGCUACUAGGCGCUAGCUUUUCGGAGCUCCACCCUGGGGAGCAUGGAGGAGCUGGUGGAUGGAUUCACCUACUCCAUCUCUCUAGGCCCGGGGCAGGCUGUCUACACUCAGGACCCCAUUCCAAACCUGGCAGCCUGCCAGGGCCCUCCCAGGGCUUCCCCACGAGAGUGGUCGACAGUCCCACUCCAGAGGGCCUGGAAUCUCAUUCCCUGGGGGCACCCCUUCCCUCUCCUUGAUCGCACCCCAGAGGGCUGGAGACUCUCGGGUGAGUUGCAAACCUCCCUCGUCCUGGUGGUUCCUGGGUUUCCCGCUGACGAUAGUCCCCCUGCCCCCUUCAGCAUGAAGAGGAGUCAACUCUCCGUGGCAAUAAGGUCCGCAGGCGGAGGGCUCCCUGGACAGGUGUGAGGAAGAAAUGGAGAAUGAGGACGGCACGAGAGACCCCUGUGCUGGAGCUACGGCCGGUGUCACCUGCUUCAGCCCUGGGGCCCGGAGCACCUGCCGGAAUGGCACCGGGCCUGGCAGAGCCAGCGCCAGGUCCAGAGCCCACCAGCCCCUGUGGGGCGAGCAUCUGGGACAUCCCAGGAGUGGUCUUGGGCCCCGAGGUGGAGCCCCAUGAGCCUUCAGAACCCAGCAGGCCUUCCCCCAGCCCCAGGAUGGGCCAGGCUAGGCGCCAUGCCUGGGAGCCCAAUGAUGUGACCAGCGUCCUCCAUGGCAGCCAGCUUUCAUCCAUCCCAGAGGGCCAAGUCCUCCACCACUUGGCCCAGGAGGAGCACCUGGGGCCCACUGUGGCAGAGCUGGAAGAACCACGGCAGACGCAGCUGGCUCCAGAGACACGGGGAGGGCCGGCUUCAUGGCUAGAGCCAGUUCAGGAGCUCCCUGAGACCCCUGUGCUGGAGCUACGGCCAGUGUCACCUGCUUCAGCCCCUGCAGAGCCGGAGGACGUCCCAGCAGUGCCCUCAGCCCCACCGCCGAGCCCUGAGCUUGAGCCCCAUGAGCCCUCGGGCACAGGGCCCAGGGCACCUGCCAGAAUGGCACCGGGCCUGGCAGAGCCAGAGCCAGCUCCAGAGUCCACCCUCCUGGCAUUCCCCCCCGCCUGGUGGCCGAGCAGCUGA
Molecule: messenger RNA, 1453 nt
Organism: Manis javanica (Malayan pangolin)
Lineage: Eukaryota; Metazoa; Chordata; Mammalia; Pholidota; Manidae
Source: RefSeq, a predicted model, not a curated record